CUAUAUAACGCAGAAGCAGAGACCAGCUUAAGCCUAGAGCUGAGCUUUGCAUUUGGUGUUAGACUUGCGCUUGCUCACCCUGCCAUGACGUCCAAGGUACCCAACAGCUCCGGCAGCAGCGACAGUGCGGAGCCCAAGCUAUCGCCGUCAGGGCUCUCGGUCCGGGAGGUCCCGGGCGGCUACGGCGUUCCCUUCUUCUCGCCGCUGCGCGACCGCCUGGACUACUACUACUUCCAGGGCGCGGAGGAGUACUUCCGCUCCCGCAUCGCCCGGAACGGCGGCGCCACCGUGCUGCGCGUCAACAUGCCCCCCGGGCCGUUCAUCACCGCCAACUCCCGCGUCGUCGCCUUCCUCGACGCGCGCAGCUUCAGCGUGCUCCUCGACGACGCCAAGGUCGACAAGACCGACACGCUCGACGGGACCUUCAUGCCCUCCCUCGUGCUCUUCGGCGGCUACCGCCCACUCGCCUUCAUGGACGCCGCCGACCCCCGCCACGCCGCACUCAAGCGCGUCAUGAUCAGCCUCGCCGCCGCGCGGAUGCACCACGUCGCGCCGGCCUUCCGCACAGCUUUCGGUGCCGUGUUCGACGCCGCCGACGCCGGUCUCAGCGACGGCCCCGUUGAAUUCAACAAGCUCAACGAGCACCACAUAUUCGACUUCACCUGCUCCGCGCUGUUCGGCGGCACGCCGCCGAGCAAGGCCAUGGGCGACGGUGCGGUGACCAAGGCCAUCAAGUGGCUCGGCGUGCAGCUGCACCCUCUCGCCAGUAAGAUCAUCAAGCCGUGGCUGCUCGAGGAUCUCCUUCUCCACACCUUCCGCCUGCCGCCGUUGCUAGUUCGCGGAGACUACGCCGCCCUGACGGCGUACUUCGCCGACGCUGCCGCCGGCGUCCUCAACGACGCCGAGAAGGCGCAGUCCGGCAUCUCACGCGACGAGCUCCUCCACAACCUAGUCUUCACCGCCAUCUUCAACGCAUACGGAGGCUUCAAGAUCUUCCUGCCGCACGUCAUCAAGUGGCUAGCCCGCGCCGGCCCGGCUCUGCACGCCAGGCUCGCCAGCGAGGUCCGCGCCGCCGUGCCCAACGACAGCGACAUCACCGUGUCCGACGUCGAUAAGAUGCCUCUGGUGAAAUCGGUAGUGUGGGAGGCGCUGCGCAUGAACCCGCCGGUGGAGUUUCAGUACGGCCGCGCGCGCCAGGACCUUGUCGUAGAGAGCCACGACGCCGCCUACCAGGUACGCAAGGGCGAGAUGCUCUUCGGGUACCAGCCUAUGGCGACCCGCGACGAGCGCGUGUUCAAGCAAGCGGGCGAGUUCGUCCCUGACCGGUUCGUGGGCGGCGAAGGGCGGCUGCUCGGGAACGUGGUGUGGUCGAACGGGCCUGAGAACAGCGAGCCGGCGGAGGGGAACAAGCAGUGCCCAGGGAAGGACAUGGUGACGGCGGUUGGGAGGCUAAUGGUGGCCGAGCUGUUCCGGCGGUACGACACGUUCACCGCCGACGUGAAGGAGAUGCCGCUGGAGCCGGUGGUGACGUUCACUUCGCUGACCACCAGGGCCGAGUGACUAUAGUAGUAGCAGACUGUACUACUAUAGUGCAACUGCCAAGUGGCGCCAGCGCUGCCACAAUAAUAAUUGCUAUAGUAGACUGUGCUACUGGCCAGGCCGGAUGUUUGUUGCAUCUCUGGUCAAAUCUGCAUGAUUAAGUUCAGUGGGCAUGUGACGUGCGUGUGUUGGCGAUUAUGUAAAGUUCUUUGUGGUGUGAUCGUUUGAACUUGUCUAAUAAAAAGCUUUAUUUA
Hordeum vulgare subsp. vulgare (domesticated barley) is the source of this 1793-nucleotide messenger RNA. Its product is annotated as allene oxide synthase 4-like. The transcript has a single exon. Gene Ontology annotation, molecular function: heme binding; oxidoreductase activity, acting on paired donors, with incorporation or reduction of molecular oxygen; monooxygenase activity. Lineage: Eukaryota; Viridiplantae; Streptophyta; Magnoliopsida; Poales; Poaceae. The coding region runs from base 85 to 1560 and encodes 491 amino acids. The record is from RefSeq and is a predicted model, not a curated record. Gene Ontology annotation, biological process: sterol metabolic process.